UUUAGAAGAAAUUGUUGAAAACAUUAUCAAGAUUCAAGAAGUAUGAUCAAGAUUCUAAACAAUCCUCAACACAAAAAGACUUGAGGAUUAAAGAUGGUUGAUCACGUGGGACACUGGAGCCUGGUUCUGAACCAACAAUGAAUAUAUCCGUACCAAAUUCUAACCCUGGAUCUCUAGGAUCCUAUCUUUGAAAUUUCCAGCUUCUCAUGUACAUACACAGCUGCUCAUGUACAUAAAUAUGUUUAAUCAUCUCAUCUGCUUCAUUAUUCUAGUUUCAGCAGGAGCUGUACCCGACCUUUCAACACAGGUUGUGGAGAUCACUUACCAGAGCGGUGACACAGCACUCCUUCCCUGCGAUAUUAGUAACACCAACCCUGUUGACCGAGUAACUUUACUUCUUUGGUAUAAGGAGGACAACCUUGGAACCAAGGGGUCACCAAUUUACAGGAUAGAUGCUAGAACCAACCAGGACCUUGUCAUUGGACAAUCCAGAGUUCCAAUACUUGAUUGGGUCAAUGAAAAAGUUAUUGGAAGAAACCGUGUCAGCUUUGAUACUCAACUAAGUCCAGCCUCGCUCAAGAUUCGUAAUAUUAGCGAAGCAGACUCAGGGUUGUAUAGAUGCAGGGUAGAUUUUACAACCUCUCAAACCAGGACAGAGAGAAUAAAUCUCAAGGUGAUAGUGCGACCAGGGAAACCUCAUAUAUUUGAUGAUACCGGAACUGUUCGAGAUAUAUUUGCGGGUCCAUAUCUAGAGGGGAAUGAUAUCCAUCUCUCAUGUCGGGUUUAUGGAGGUAAACCCCCACCAAGAGUUGUGUGGUUUAAAAACUUCCAGAUUCUGAGCGAGCAAUAUAUACAAGAAGAGGAUCCAUUUACAAAAGAGCUUGUUACUUAUAACAAUCUGACCCUUCAUGCUGUUCCUAGAUCUGAUCUUCAUGCUAAUAUUACAUGUGAAGCUACCAACUACAACAACUCUGUACAACAGAAAACAAUUACAUUGGACAUGAACUUUCUUCCUUUAAAGAUGGAGGUACUGAACAAGGAAUCUGAGUUGCAAGCUGGAAUAAAGCAGACAUUUACUUGUAAGGCAUAUGGAUCUAGACCCCCUGCUAUACUCACCUGGUGGAUGGGAAAUCAAAGACUCGAUGGAGAAGUAUAUUCUCCAGUUCCUACAGAUGGAACAACAAGUACUAGCACCAUCUCCAUUGUCCCCACAGAGGCAGACACAAAUAAAACUCUAACUUGUAAAGCAGAGAACCGGGAGAUAAGACAAGGCAUACUUAAAGAAUCAUGGGACUUGGACAUUCUCUAUCCUCCCCGGAUAACUCUGGAACUAUCCUCCAUGUUGGAGGAACAAGAUGUAGCGGAGGGAAAUGAUGUAUUUUUUGUGUGUAAGAUAAGCUCUAAUCCCCCCAUAAACAGAAUGGUAGAGUGGUAUCACAAUGGAAAACUUUUAAAACAGAUUCAGAAGAAAGGAAUCAUUAUGAAUUCUUCAGGCACUAACCUUGUACUACAAGAAGUAAAGAAAGAGGCCAAUGGGAACUACACAUGUAGUGCAAACAAUGGAAUUCCCCACUCAGGACACACAGUUUACAGCAAACCAUUUAAUCUAGAUGUAAAAUAUCUACCAGUUUGUGUUCCUGAGGGUGUUAAAGUGUAUGGGGUGGCCAAGGAAGAAAAUGUGAGAAUUCGAUGCCAAGUUGCCGCCAAUCCUUCUAAUCUCACAUUUCGUUGGACAUUUAACAACUCUGCAGAGAUUAAACAUGUUUCACAAAACAAAUUCCAAUCUAAUGGGACUAUCAGCCUUUUCAGUUAUAAACCAGAGAGAGAGUUAGACUAUGGCACCCUGAUGUGUUGGUCUAGAAACUCUAUUGGUGAACAACAAAAACCGUGUGUGUUUCACAUCAUAGCUGCUGGGAAACCCGAUCCAGUGAAAAAUUGCAGCAUAUCAAACGUCACUUCAAAUUCUUUCCAAAUAUCUUGCAGCCCAGGAUUUAAUGGUGGUUUGCCGCAGAACUUUACAAUUGAAGUGAUAGAAAAUGAAACAUUAGAGAGUCCAGUUUUCUUACAGAUUAAAGAAAAGCCAAUAUUUUCAGUUCUGAAUUUGAAAGAGUCGACUGAAUACAGGGUUUAUGUUGCUCCAGUGAACAUGAAGGGAAGUGGACAGCCACAAAGUUCUCAGGGUACAAUAGUUAAGACCCAUGCAGAGGCAAGACCAGUUAUAACUAACCCUGAAGGAAACCAUGACACCAAGGAGGGGAUGAAUCCUGUUCUGGUUCUUAUAUUUGGAGGGGCUACCGGCUUAUUUAUCAUCUUGUUGACAAUAACAUUGGCUGUGAAAAUUAGAUGUUCUCGAAGCAGAAACAUAAGCAGAGAGAACAGUAAAGUAGUUGUCACAACAAUAACAGACAUUGAGUUCAACGAAGAUCAUCACAACGACCGUCUGCCUCUUAGUCUGGCAGUUCCUGAAGAGACUGAACAUGGUGGAGAGGUUGCCUUUAAGCCUGGCAAUUCCUAUAUUGAUGAUUCAUUCCCAACCUCUAAUCCAUCUGAUGAGGACACCUCUGCCUACAUAAAAAGACAUGCUCAGGGUAGAUUUCAUCAACAUCAACCAAACUUUCAUUACUUAAUGUAUCCGCAGACAGAACAGACUCAACCAAACAACAGUUAUUGCACCUUGAGAAAACCACACAGCAAUCCAAUCUCUGUGCAGUUUACAGAUUCUUCACGAAUAGAUCAUCAAUUACCAUCAGAGUUUACCGGCAAACCUUGUGGUAAAGCCCCUACAGGACUAGACCCACAGGGAGCUGAUGUGGUGGAUUUCUGUGAGAAGCAGAGAGCAGGGUUUAUGUACGGUACCCUGAGACACAACCGAGGGAAACAAGAUUUUUGUUCAACUUCGUAUAGUGGGAAUCCAGGGUUUCCUGGAAACGGUGUCGAGGAGACUAGUGUGACACAGCCUCCUCAAAUUCAUGGCUGCUUAGUACCUCCCCCUCCAAUGUUUGAAGAAGGAAACUUAAACAUUAAAACUCCACUGAUUGCAAAGAAGUGUGGAAAAAGUGAAAAGAAGGAUAAAAUGGAGAGCAGAGUCUAGAAAUGAUGCUUUGACAGAGUAGAGAAAAAUAGAACAAUUUUGAGUUCUGCAUUUGCAACAAUACACCUUUUAACAAGAAUUUAUAAGUGUUUUUAUAACCUAAAAGUAUUUCUAUUAUUACAUAUAUUAUAUAUAUAUCUAUAUAUAUAUCCCGCAUCAUAUUCAAUGAUGGAGAGGGAAAAAAUCCAUCAAGAGUGAGAUAUUACAUGGAAGAUAUAUUUAUCACUCUACUGAACGUGCGAGUAUAAAAAGAACCUCCUGCUCUUUACAUGACUGUGUUGUUAAAUGUAAGAAAAUAUAUUUACUUCUGGCCCUGUUUAAAAAUCUGCAGCAGCUGUUGAACCUUUGUUGAGUAAAUAUGAAUAUAUUAGAAACCCCUGGAGCUAAAAUACUUUACCUAAAUUUGUUGUAAUCAUUGUUAAACAGUGUGUACAGACAAAUAUACAGAAAUUAAAUUUU
Molecule: messenger RNA, 3550 nt
Organism: Eurytemora carolleeae
Lineage: Eukaryota; Metazoa; Arthropoda; Copepoda; Calanoida; Temoridae
Product: titin
Exons: 3
Coding region: 227-3091 (954 amino acids)
Molecular function (GO): protein binding
Source: RefSeq, a predicted model, not a curated record